AUCCUACCCAACGACCUUUUUGCCAGCUUCACCGGUCACUAUCGUUCGUUAAUCGUUACUUCGUUCCUCCCCAUGGCACUUGCAAAGUUGCAGUUGCUGAAAUGGACUGAGAACAAGAAGGAUUAAGGAAAUUGCGGAGCAUUCAACAGAGGAUAAGCUGAUUAUGAUAAAUUAUUCCAAUAUUUUAUCAACAAUUAAUUUCCAGUAAUUUCUUAGCAAUGUUGCAUUGCUUCACUGGUAUAUUUCUCCCUGUUAAUCCCCUUUCCCCACUGAUUUCUCUUCUUCAUUUUCGAUUUCAUCCCGGAUAUUACUCAAUUUUGUACUACAGUUCAUAAUUUUGAUGAUCGUCAAUUGUUUCUUCAAUCUGUUAAUGAACAAUGCAAAUUAGGGUUUUCUGAUUUUGUACAUAUUGUUCAUAAUCUUGAUAAUCGUAAAUCGUUUCUUCAAUCUGUUAAUGAACAAUGAAAAUUAGGGUUUUCCGGUUUCAAAUUAUCCCUUUCCCUCUUCCAUGAAUUGACUUAUUUGCGUCCCCACGUUCCUGUCAUUGUUUUCAAUCAGCUCUUCAUUGCCAUUCUCAAAUUGAAACAGCUUCAUCCUCAUUCUACCGUUAUUUCUAUUGGUAUUCUUGGCAAUUGUUACUGCUAUCGGGGACGGAUUGAUUUCGGCUUCUCCCUUCUUGGUAAAAGGCUUAAGCUUGGCGAUUUCCCUGAUUCUGUUAUCUUCAACACCCUUAUCAAUGGCUUUAUCCAUAAUGAUAAGCUACUGGGAAGCUGCAAAUUUGUUGGAUCAAAUUGUCAAGCUUGGUUUCCAACCUACUGUUUUUACCUUUUCUGCUAUGGUCAAAGGUGAUAAUGCCGGCCUCUGAUAUUGCUCACUAAAAUGCAGCACAACACUAUAAUUGAUAGUCUUUGUAAAGGAAAGGUUCUUAAAACACGCUCUAGACAUGUUCUCCGCUAUGAAAACCGAGGGCAUUCUACCCAAUGUUGUCAAUUAUACUUCCUUGGUUUGAGGCCUCUACAAUUCUGCCUCCCGGAACAAGCUAAGGUUGUAUUUGAUGAGAUGAUACACAACAGUAUAGCACCUACUGUUCAGACCUACAACAUGCUGGUUGACAUGUUAUGUAAAGAUGGGGUGUUGAUCAAGCAGUAGCCAUUCUACAACAUAUGACUGAAAGAGAGGACAUGUUUCAAACAUCAUUACUUACAACGCUUUACUUGACGGUUAUUGUUCGCGUGGUCAGAUGGAAGAUGCAGAAACACUAAUUGAUAUCAUGGCCCAAAAUUGUUGCGAGCCUAAUAUUGUGAGUUUCAGUACUGUGAUAAUGGAUAGUGCAAGACUAGAAACACUGACCAGACCCUGACAAUUUUCGAGGAAUAUUUCAGAGAGACUCCUAAUGCUAUUACCUUUACCACUCUUAUUGAUGGACUAUGCAAAGCCAGUAGAUUUAAACUUGCACAUGAGUUGUUCAGAGAAAUGCGAGUUCAUGGAAUUUCUCCAAAUGUUUUCACGUAUGUUUCAUUGCUUGAUGGACUAUGCAAAAGUGCACGACUUGUUGAAGCUGUGGCAUUACUCGAAAAUAUUGAGGAUAAUGGUGUUAAGCCUACUAUUGUCAUCUAUAGUAUUCUAAUAGACAGUUUGUGUGAGACUCAGAGACUUGAAGAUGCAUCAGAUUUUUUCUCUGAUCUUGUAUUGAAGGGUCUGCAACCUAACCUUGUAAUAUUCACUACAAUGAUUAAAGGGUUCAUGAGGGAAGCGAUUCAAUUAUUGAGGAUAAUGGAAGACGGUUGCUCCCCUAAUGUUGUUGUUACUUAUAAUAUGAUCGUCAGAGGAUAUUUUCUCAUUAAAGACUUGUCAAAUGCAUUGUACUACUGUGAGCUUAUGGUUAGCAAGGGUUUUGAAGGGUGAUGCUGAAACUUUUCCGUUACUUGUUGGCCUAAUUUCUUCUGAUAAUUUAAGUGACUCGGACAAGGACCUUCUUGGGAAGUUCAUCAAGUGACUUGAAUAAGAUAAUUGCAAGUUUGCAACCUUGAUUAGAUUUUGGAGAUAUGAUAAACAAGAAUUCUGCUACAGGUAUCUAAGUAAAAUUCUAUGUCAGCCUUAUUGUCAGAGAUGGCUUGCUUUAUUUAAUCUGUAUAUAGUCCUUGUCUGUGAUUCCUUGUUGCACCAUCUAGCCUUCCUAUUUUUGUCACAGAUAUCUCAAGUGUGAUAACAUCUUUUGAAACCUGGGCAAGGUAAAAAUUGAAGUUUACUUGAAACAAUGCUUUAACAAUGCACUACAGGCUGCAGCUCAUACUGCAGGUACACCUGCAUUUAUGUCGCCUGAGAUUUUGGGAUCUGCUUGCUUCAGAUGGUCCUUCGGAAAUUCUCAUGUUGUGAGUGCACUAACUCAGGUCUAGCUUUGGAAAAAAGCUUACUGCCCUUGGAAAAUUGACUGACCCAAUGGUGAAGUAGUUUAUUGAGAAGAGUUUGGGUCCUGUGUGACCGUGUCAUAGAUAUUGUCAGCAAUUGAUCUCUUUCAAGCCCUGUUCCUUGAUCUGAGUGAUUCUUGAUAUAGCCUUCAUCAUCUAGUUCUCCCGUUCUGAGAUCAGAAUCUGUGGGUUUGUCGUUUCUUAGUACCCAUGAUCUGAUGGCUAGUUCACCGGCUGGUUCUGUCUGAAGUAUUUUGUCAGUGAGACAAAAUAUUCAGGUUAAAGGGGAAGUUGUCGAAGGGUAAUGACUUGGUACUGGCGAUUUAUGGAUUGUGACGUUGGGGUUCAUGCAAAAAAGAUUGAGUUUUGUCUUCCUGAAACUGAUACAACUAAGUCAGUUAAGGAAGAGAUGGCAAAGGAGUUUGAGUUGUUAGCUGGAGAUGCAGCAAUAUUAACUGUGCGUAUGGAUGAUGAAUCUGUUACAUUAAUUUUUCCUGGGUAGAGUAGUUUGGUUGAUGCAGUCUGGUAGAGACAGAAGAUAGGCCCGACUUUAUUCAUCCUAGGAGAAUGAUGCCAAUCAAUAUAAUAACAAGGCUUCAAAACCUGCAAGUGUCGGAUUCGCUAGAACUUCCUGCUGUUGGAAUAUCAGGUGAAUUAUGAUAACCAGCCUGCUGGUAAAUCAUUGCUUGCUGAUUUGAAGUGUAAAGACUCAAGUGAAGUGAAUGUUGUCAUGCGAGUUUAUUCAGCUAAUCUGCUCUAACAAUGUCAAAUAGAUGCCAAGACGAAUAAGAUUAUACAGAAAAUAUCAGACAAGGCAACAAAAGUUGUAAUAAUGUGGUACCAAAGAGGGAGUCUGUGGCUGUGACAAUACAUCUCUUCUCAGAUUUCAAAAAUGCGAUUGAGCUGGUCCAAUGCCAAGAUAGUGAUAGUGACCUUUAAAAUUGCAGGGAGUUGCGUCAGUUUUUCCGAUAAACUUUGGCUUCAUUAAAAUGGAAUGCAAUCAGCGAGAGGCUUAAUGCCACAAGACCCACAGCUUAGACUUGAGGUCAAUGUGAUUAGGAAUUUCCCCCGUCUCCUUAGUUAUUGUUUAAACUUGUAUUUUCUCCGUUUCUCAAUAAUGGCAUCGGUUUGACUUUUUAUCUAUAUACUAAUUUUGACAAUCAAUGAUUAUUAGAGUUUGAAGUUGGUAAUUUCUUGCUCUUCAUGUUACUGCACAUUAACCAAAUAUUUAUGUAUGGCUGUUUUAGUGUUUUGUGGUACUACCUGCUCUUGAUAGUAACUUCCCGGCCCAUUUCUUGAUCAUGCUAGGCGAAAACACUUGAAGCUGGAGAUUAAAAUUCAACUGUUAGAUUUAGUAUCACUGAAUAAGUGAAUACUUCUUACUGUUUCAGGUUAUACAGAGACUUCAGGGGGAAAAACUCAAUCUUAUUAAUACUUGUAUCAGCUAGCUAAGGUUAAUGUGUCAUUUCAGAGCAAGUUGGAAGUUUUAUUUUGUACUCUUGUCACAGCAGGUUCGAAAAAUGCAGAAGCUUUUGGUCUCAGCUUCAGAGUUGAAUGAGGAAAAUGCAUGAUACACAAAACCGAAGAGCAGAUGAGCUGUGGCAAGGCCACCCUGGAUGGAUCUGUGAGGUUGAGUACAAGUAAGCUAUCAGCUUAGUCAUCUGAUCAAGGUUAAGAAAAUACUAAGGUUUUCUUAUGUUUCUCUGCUUUGUCAAAAAUAGUUUCCUACAUCAUGUAUCAUGUUAAGUAACCCCUUAACUACAUGGAUUUGGAUCUUGUACAAAGUCCACCUUAUACCCGGGUAUGGUAUCACGUGCACCUAGAGCUAGGUCCAUCCGGGAGUAAGACGGAUGUACUUAUAUAUCUAUUGUGAGUGUGUGGAAUGUGAAAAGAUUAGCAGAGUGAACGGUUAGGCAAGAAGAUACUUCCUAUGUCCCUUUUAUUCUUUACGUUUGGAAUAUUUUCUUCGUAUAUUCCACAAAAAAAAUGUGUCCUAAUAAAAUACUCAAACAUUGAGUUCACCCUUUCACUCUGCUCCCCUCAUUUAAUUAAUUAAGAACCCAAAUUUUUUAUUAUUUAAUUAAAAAAAUAAAGGAAUCAAAACCCUUGGGACGGAUGGAGUAGUAUUUUAUAAAUUAAAAAUUUUCUUUGAUUCUCCCAAAACAAGGAAACCUCCUUUGAGUUGUUCUUAUUAAAAGCUAGUGGCAAUUAUUUUCAGUAAGUUGUCUUUCGUUGACUUUCCCACUGUUUUCAAAUCUUUAUGGGUUAGAGCAAGGAAAUGCUGCAGGGAUAAGUUUGAGUUAGGUGGCUCAAAAAGUUUUGAAAACAAUGUUUUACAACUACUUGUUCCAGAUCAUCUUAGUAGCUCUGUUUUUAUGGGUACACCCAUUUCCAACGGCGGCAUCUACACCACCGACGACGGCUGAUCCUCCCAUUGCAAAACCUGGUUGUCAAGAUAUCUGCGGGAACGUGAGCAUUCCGUACCCAUUUGGAAUUGGGAACAAUUGCUACCACACCCCACCCUACGCGGUUACUUGUAAUACCUCUUUGCUCCCUCCAAAGCUUUUUCUGAGUAAAUUUGAUCUUGAAGUAGCACAUAUAACUCUAAAUAGACAAGACAGUGUUGCUCUGUAUCCACACACCAUAGUAGUGAAAACCCAGUUGCAGAAAACCUGCAACAACAACACCCAAGAUGUGAACAUAAACAGCAGCAUCGACCUUAGUGGGACCCCUUACUUAUUCUCAGGGGAUUUCAAUUCCCUUAUUGUGGGGGGUUGUGGGAGUAGCACACUGUUGUUGGAUAGAAGUGAUACAAUCUUAGGAGGGUGUGCAACAGCUUGUGAUAAGGUUCAUAUGGUAACGAACAAAUGUACUGGUCGUGGGUGUUGCAGUAUUGAUCUUAAAACUUCACUGGAAUUCUACCGUGUAAACAUUUCCAGUUAUGGUGAAGGUGUCAAUGAUUGCACCAACACUAUGUUGAUUAAUAGGACCGUGAUUGAAAACGAGGUGGUCAAUCCAAGUCUGUCAGAGUUUGCAGUAGUCCCGACUGUUCUGGAAUGGGCGUCCAAUAACAUAACAGCGGAUUCUGAUAAACUCAACAGGAAUUGCUAUCCUGUUGCAAGUCCUCCAGAGAAUUAUGUUUGUUACUGCAAUUAUGGGUAUUAUGGGAAUCCUUAUCUUCCUUCUGGAUGUCAAGUCCCAAGAGAAUGCAAGGGAUGCAAACAAGGGUGCUUCAAAGAAGGAAGCCAGUAUCGUUGUAUCCGCAGCAACCAUGGUCCUAAAACACGGCUGAUCAUUUUGCUUGUUCUUGUUGGUUCUAUAGUUGGCUUGAUGCUGUGUACUGGAAACAUAAGCUGUAUAUACCUUUGUAUUAAGAAAAGGAGGCAUAUCAAGAUGAAGGAGAAGUUCUUUCAGCAAAAUGGAGGUUUUUUGUUGAAACAACAGCUAUCUUUGAAUCAAGGCUACAACGAAUCAAUGAAAAUAUUUACUACUCAUGAGCUGAGGGAAGCCACCAACAAUUACAGCAAGCAUAACAUUCUAGGACGAGGUGGUUUUGGUACGGUCUAUAAGGGAAUUUUACCCGAUAACCAAGUAGUUGCAAUUAAAAAAUCCAUGGUUAGUGACCAGAGUCAAGUUGAGCAAUUCAUCAACGAGGUAAUCAUUUUAACCCAGAUUAAGCACCGAAAUGUGGUGAAACUCUUAGGAUGUUGCUUGGAAACUGAAGUGCCCUUAUUGGUUUAUGAAUUCGUCUCCAAUGGAAAUCUUUUCGAACACAUACACAACGAUGGUGCACGUUGGCUCUCUUGGGGUAACUGUCUGAGAAUUUCAACAGAGUCUGCUAAUGCAAUUGCUUAUCUGCACUCUGCAGCUUCAAUGCCUAUAAUCCAUAGAGAUAUUAAGUCAUCCAACAUUCUCUUGGAUAGUAAUUUCACUGCAAAAAUAGCAGAUUUUGGAGUUUCGAGACUAGUUUCCAUUGAUCAAACCCAAGUUACAACCCUAGUUCAAGGAACUUUCGGGUAUCUUGAUCCUGAAUACUUUCUGACAAGUCAUCUGUCUGAGAAGAGUGAUGUGUACAGUUUUGGAGUCGUUCUUGUUGAACUAUUAACAAAGAGAAAACCGAUUUCAUGGGAGACGGGACUUGAAGAUAGAAACUUAGCUAUGCAUUUCAUUAGUUCAGUAAAAAACAAUCAGUUCUUUGAUAUUCUUGAGCCUCAACUCUUGAAGGAAGCAUCUCAGGAACAGCUUGUUACUAUUGCAGAACUUGUAGAGAAAUGUCUAAGUGUAAAAGGAGAAGAUCGGCCAUCCAUGAAGGAUGUUGCAAGGGAGUUAGAAGGGUUAAUGAGGAAGGUAAAGGACUCUCGGUCUGAUCAACACAACGAAGGGGAACAUGUCUUGUUAAGUGAAUCCAGACACCCAAGUUUUCAGCCCUUUGAAGAUCAGAAUAUAUCUCGCCAGUUAAAUUUUGAGAAGGAUCUGAUUAUUGAGAUGAGCUCUCCUCGUUAGCUCAUCGAGGGAAUUCUUUUGUUAAUAUUUCAGACAUAAAUUCUUAAUUCUUCAUAUAUAAGGUCUUCAACCAACUCAAGGAAACAAAAUCACAGAUAUUACAUUCCGGUUUUCUGAGCAGCAGAUGCGUGUAAAAAGGUCAGGUUAAGGCAUGUUUCUGAACUUCUCUGUCUGACAUAUUACAGCUUCUGAGUUCUAGAUUAUUUUCUUCUUAUUAUUAGUAUUUUUUGAGCAAGAACAAUUCUUGCUGUUAGUGGCUGCUUCAUGUACAUUUAUUUUCCGCACUCUUCUUUUCUCAACUUUAACUACGUUCUAAUGUUUCUGUGAAACAAGUUAUCUACUUCUCUCGCGUUAGUUAUAGCAGAGAUAUGUACUUGGUCGGUCU
Spinacia oleracea (spinach) is the source of this 7296-nucleotide messenger RNA. Its product is annotated as wall-associated receptor kinase-like 1. Gene Ontology annotation, cellular component: plasma membrane. Gene Ontology annotation, molecular function: polysaccharide binding; protein serine/threonine kinase activity; ATP binding. The transcript has 4 exons. Gene Ontology annotation, biological process: cell surface receptor signaling pathway; protein phosphorylation. The record is from RefSeq and is a predicted model, not a curated record. Bases 4737 to 6911 code for a protein of 724 amino acids. Lineage: Eukaryota; Viridiplantae; Streptophyta; Magnoliopsida; Caryophyllales; Amaranthaceae.